This is a messenger RNA of Malus domestica (apple), 1083 nucleotides long. RefSeq names its product transcription and mRNA export factor ENY2. Gene Ontology annotation, cellular component: SAGA complex; nuclear pore; DUBm complex. Gene Ontology annotation, biological process: poly(A)+ mRNA export from nucleus; positive regulation of DNA-templated transcription; regulation of transcription by RNA polymerase II. Lineage: Eukaryota; Viridiplantae; Streptophyta; Magnoliopsida; Rosales; Rosaceae. Gene Ontology annotation, molecular function: transcription coactivator activity; chromatin binding. The record is from RefSeq and is a predicted model, not a curated record.
AUAUAGGCAUGGCGAUGUGUAUGAUUGGGCCUAGCCCAAUAAACGUCAAUCAGAGAGGGCCCAAUAUUAAACCUGCAUCCCCGUAUGACCGUAGGAUCAAUCUACUUUCCUCCUUCAAGUCACAGAGUGUUCGACGGUCGAGAUUUUCACCGUCUCCGUUUGCCAAAACCAUGUGGAAAUCUGUGAAUCGUCCGCCGACGCCGGAUGCUGCAGAAAAUCAAGCAAAAGAGCCCACCCUUCAAGAGCUUAUCAGCAUCGAGUUGAUUGAGAGCGGUGAAAAGGAGAGGUUAAUGGAGCUUCUGAGGGAAAGGCUGAUAGAGUGUGGAUGGAAGGAUGAAAUGAAAGCUCUUUGCAGGGCGUUUAUAAAGAAAAAGGGGAGGAACAAUGUUACAGUUGAUGACCUUGUACAUGUAAUCACCCCAAAGGGCAGAGCCUCCGUCCCCGAUUCCGUGAAGGCGGAGCUUUUGCAAAGAAUUCGUGCAUUUCUCAUGUCAGCAGCUAUUUGAUGCACCGUGGUUCCUGGUUGUGAUGAUGAUGAUGAUGCUGAUGAUGAUACUGAUGAUGCUGAUGACAAUGAUGAUGAUGCUGAUGACAAUGAUGAUGAUGAUAAUGACUAUGAUGAUGAUGAUGAUGAUGAUAAUGACGAUGAUGAUGAUGUUGUUAGUGAACAGCUUGGAGGGUGGAGGGAGGCAACUGCUUUUUUAUUUUUAAAUGGGAUUUUAGCGAACGCAUGAGAAUUGUAUCAUGUCUGUAUGAUGAUGCUGAUGAUAAUGAUGACGAUAAUGACUAUGAUGAUGAUGAUGAUGAUGAUGAUGAUGAUGAUGAUGAUAAUGACGACGACGAUGAUGAUGAUGUUGUUAGUGAACAGCUUGGAGGGUGGAGGGAGGCAACUACUUUUGUGUUUUUUUUUAUUUUUUAUUUAUUUAUUUAUUUAAUGGGAUUAAAGCGAACGCAUGAGAAUUGUAUCAUGUCUGUAAAGAUUUUGCAAUCAUUUAUGUCAGUGAUGGAGGAGAGAAUGAUCCGGAUGUAUGGCGCGCUGCAAGUAGCUUUAUCGAAACUAAAUAAAUGCUUUGGCACCGGAAA